CGGCGGGGCGGCGGCGGGCGCCAUGGAGGGUGGCGGCGGCGGCAGCGGGCGGCGGGUGGCGGCGGUGGGCGCGGGGCUGGCGGGGCUGGGGGCGGCGCAGAGGCUCCGCGGGCACGGCUCCCUCCGGCUGCUGGAGGCGGCGGCCCGCGCUGGGGGCCGCGUCUGCACCCGCCGCUUCGUAUCGGGGCUGGUGGAGAUGGGGGCACACUGGAUCCACGGCCCCUCGCCGGAGAACCCCAUCUUCUGCCUGGCCACCCACUACGGCCUGCUGGGCCCGGAGGCUGCCCGGGAGGAGAACCAGCAGGUGGAGGCAGGGGGCCACCCCCCGCUGCCCUCCGUCACCUACGGCAGCUCAGGGAGGGUGCUGAGCCCCCAGGUGGUAAACGAAGCCCGUGACCUCUUCAACACCCUUCUGGCCUCCGCCCGGGCUUUUUGCGGGUCUGAGGAGCCGCCGGCACCCAGUGUGGGACAGUACCUGCGGAUGGAGAUUGCCCGGAGGGUCCCUGCUUUGGGAAGGGGCGAGGAGGACGCCCAGCGGCUCCAGCUGGCCGCCCUCGCCGCCUGCCUCAAGCUGGAGUGUUGCAUCAGCGGAACCCACAGCAUGGACCUGGUGGCCCUGGAGCCCUUUGGGGAGUACGUCUCCCUGCCUGGCCUGGACUGCACCUUCCCGGGCACUUCCUCCCGCAGAGGCUACAGUGGCUUGCCCGAUUGCAUGCUCUCGGCUCUGCCAGAGGGCACUGUCCUGCUCAACAAGGCAGUGAGGACUAUCUGGUGGCAAGGGUCCUUCCGCGCGGAAGGGGACGAGGCCAGGGAUUUCCCUGUCCGAGUGGAGUGUGAGGACGGAGACACCUUCCUCGCUGACCACGUCAUCGUCACCGUCCCGCUGGGUUUCCUCAAGGAACGCCACCAGGACUUCUUCCAGCCUCCCCUGCCCAAGCAGAAAGCAGAGGCCAUUCGCCGCCUGGGUUUCGGCACCAACAACAAGAUCUUCCUGGAGUUCGAGCGGCCUUUCUGGGAACCCCAGCAGCAGCUCCUUGAAGUGGUGUGGGAGAACGAGUCGCCCCUCGAGGAGCCCAGUGCCAACCUGGAGGCCAACUGGUUCAAAAAGCUCGUUGGAUUCGUGGUCCUCCAACCGCCGGAGCAGCAUGGGCACGUCCUCUGUGGCUUCAUCGCGGGAAAGGAGUCGGAGUACAUGGAGACGCUGAGCGACGCGGAGGUUCUCAGCACCAUGACAUGCGUCCUCCGCACGCUGACAGGGAACCCGCGCCUGCCCGGUCCCAGGAGUGUGCUUAGGUCCCGGUGGCACAGUGCUUCCUACACCCGGGGCUCCUACAGCUACGUGGCUGUUGGCAGCUCAGGGGACGACAUCGACGUGCUGGCUCAGCCCCUGCCUGAGGACCCCAAGGACCCCAGGGUAAUUUCUUUAGGCCCAGGGGAUGCAGCAGCCGUGAGGGAAGCAGGACCCCCCCGGGCGUGGGGACAGACGGACGGGGGGGGGGGACAGGGCACCCCAGGCCCUGAGGAGCACAGGGAGGUGGCAUUCCCCAUUCUCGCUCCAUUCAGGGGUCACCAACCAACCACCCUUGGCUCUUCCCACUGAGCUCCACGCGGGGGGGGAACCCCAUUUCCAUAAAAUCUGGGGACACGCAGCUCCUUCUGACCACUUUCCAGCAUCCUCACAGCAUGGGGUGGGUUUCUAAGGAAGGGAAGGUGCCCACUCCUCGGUCUCUAUGCAUCCGCGGGGUGCCAAAGGGCAGGGAGAUGAGGCUGGUUUAGCAGGACCCGGUGUCCCUGCUGGGCUGGGGGAGGCAGCAAGCCCCCGGUGCUCACCUCCUGCCUCGCCACAGCCUCUGCAGCUCCUCUUCGCCGGCGAGGCCACCCACCGCACCUUCUACUCCACCACCCACGGAGCUCUGCUGUCGGGCUGGCGAGAGGCCGAGCGCCUCAACCAGCUCUUCGAGGCACCCGGCCCCGCUCCUCAGCUCUGAGGUGGCAAAAUAAAACCCGUGCUUCGUGGCUUGCA
Molecule: messenger RNA, 2023 nt
Organism: Aquila chrysaetos chrysaetos
Lineage: Eukaryota; Metazoa; Chordata; Aves; Accipitriformes; Accipitridae
Gene: PAOX
Product: polyamine oxidase
Exons: 6
Coding region: 23-1600 (525 amino acids)
Molecular function (GO): polyamine oxidase activity
Source: RefSeq, a predicted model, not a curated record